AGCGGACGGGUUUCCGCGGUUCGGGUUCAGCUCGGGCUCUCGCGAGGAGAGCGCGAACGUCCAAAGCAAAGCGGACCAGAUAAAGAGUGGUGAGAGCGCGGCUUGUGUGCACGCGUUAUCUUCGUGGGCCCGUCCGUGUCGGUGUAGUGGUGAAAGGUGAGAGUUAUAUAUACGAUCGGUGGCCCGAGUGGACCGUCAUUCAGUUCCCCGAGCGACGACGCGCACGACAGAGAUCUCCAGAAAGAGAAACGGACCGAUUCAGGUGGCCGAUAUCAGCGAGUUUUGAACGAGUAGAACAUUUUGGCAGAGGUCUGCCAAACGGUAAUUAAAAAGGCUGUUGAAGAGUGGGGAGCAAGUGCAAUUGUGCAAUAAGCGAGUGGAAAUGUGCCUGCAUAAAAUGGAACAGCGUGUGGCCGGAUUAGGAGGCGGUCAGCUGUUCGACGGUGCAAUGUUAAGUGAAUUGUGCUUGGUGGAGAAAAAGCAGGAAGUGACCAAGGCCUGCCUGUUGGAGAAAGUGCACCAUCCGGAAGUGAAGACCGUGGCCGAGGAAGAAGUUCUCUAUCGGGAUGUGCUAGUGGGCGCUACGCAAGCCACGCGGCAGCUGUUUGAUGCUUGCAUGCAGCUGCGAGAGAAAUUCCGAAGGAGUACCACCUACAAAAUCCUCACCCGUACCACGCAGCCAUCGCAUGCAAUCUCGAUGCUGUUCGUCUCCUUCAUCCUGCUUGUACUGUGGCCCAACCUCGUAGGCCAAUCGCCUGCGACUGAAGCGGAGGCUGCGGUUGAUAGCUCCGCUUGCCCAGCGUCGCAGACCCGUGCCAACGUUCUCGUCUCGUUGGCCUACUUUGGAUCCUUCGCAACGCACUUCGGUGCCCAGAUGUGGAUGACCUUCGUGUCCGGCUUGGCUCUCUACUUCAACCUGCCACGCCACACCUUCGGCCGCGUUCAGGAGAUCCUCUUCCCGAAGUACUUCUCCAUGGGUACGGGGCUGAGCGUUGUGACCCUGCUGACCUUCAUAAAGCUGCAGCAGACAGCUCACCCGGAACUUCUCUCGGCCAACAUCCGCAGCUGGGACCCUCUGGUCAUCCUCCAGCUCGUCAGCCUCGCUCUCUGCGCCGCGUUGGAGCUGAUCGUGUGGCUCUACCUUGCCCCUCCAAUGCUGCGCCUGAUGCACCAAAAGUACCACUUCGAGGCUAGCGAAACCGUUGGACAGGAGGUUGGCCACUUCAGUGGAACCGAGAACGCCCAGCUCCGACGCUCCAACCACUACCAGAACGUGCACAAGCGCUUCCGGCAGAUUCACAUGGCCACCGCUAUGGUCAACAUGGUGUCCCUGCUGUGCACCUUUGUUCACCUGCACUACCUAGCCUCGCGAGUGCAACUUCUGUAGAGGACCGCCGCCGCCGCCAUCUUGUUUUCUACGGCGACGACGUCUGUCGAGUGUACUGUGAUAUUAGGAGAAAGAGAGAGACGGGACGAGUGCGUUGUGAAAGCCAAAGUAUUAUUGCGGAAGAUUCCAACCCCCGGGAAUGCGGAGCAGUAUUAUGGUGUUCUUUUAGCCCCUUUGUGUGUUUAGUGGAAACCUAGCGAUCAAAAUCAGAAUCAGAAAGAAUCUAGUCGUUUUUAUCCCCGCUCCAGUGGGACAGAAAGAGAAAAAAAAACAGAACCAAUCAGAGACUGAAGUCGAUUUCGAUUCGGACCGUAGGCAGACAGACUACUUCAGAUCCCAGGCGGUCGAACGGAGCUGUUCGACCGCACAAAAGCACUGAAUUUUUGGAGAUUAUUGCACAAAAAGUCGUUUUUUGUUUCCUCGUAGUUUAUAGAUAGUCUAGUUGUUAAGCUCGUUGAUAUUUAUACCUAGCAAUGGUCGAAAAUUGUUCCGUGUAGGAGACAGCGAAACAGGGAGAUCUACGAGCCUCCGCCGCCGUAGAUCCACUAGAGAAUCCAGAUCUGAAGUAGUGUUCGUUAGGAGACAUAAUAAUCGUAGAUAGCCUUAAUCAGAUCACACAAAUUGCCAUAAAACAGCAAAUAUUUAUUGUGUAAGCGACGACACACGUCUAGUUCGUAAGUAGUUCAAAACACAACGCCAACGAGACAGCCUAGCGAAAAGCACGAAUUUAUAGAACUAGAAGUUCUGCGUGACCUCCGGAGGAGGUCACCAGGACGCCAUGAGUAGGCGACCGCCAUGGGCGGUCACCCCUAUCCUGAAUAAACUAGAAAACCUUAUUUCAAAUUGAA
This is a messenger RNA of Aedes albopictus (Asian tiger mosquito), 2235 nucleotides long. Its product is annotated as transmembrane protein 205. The record is from RefSeq and is a predicted model, not a curated record. NCBI's taxonomy places the organism in Eukaryota, Metazoa, Arthropoda, Insecta, Diptera, Culicidae. The transcript has 2 exons. Bases 383 to 1387 code for a protein of 334 amino acids.